CCAGCGUCCAGACGCCGGCAGACUGACGACGACGACGCUUUUACUUUUUUCAAACAUCUCCGGGCGACGGAUCUAAUAAUAAAAUUUUCUCUCUUUAUAAAUUGAUAGUGUGAUUACAAAAUAAUGAGUUUUUAAGUAGUUUUUCGGACAGGCUACUUGAUAGGGGGCUGUAAACGCUUUUGAAUUGUUAUUUGUUUAAAAUAAAGUUUUCGCGCGGUUAUUGCCCCGUGAAAUUCUUUUAUAGGAUAUUGUGGAUACCUUUGCAAACAUUACGGACAUAAUUAGUUCAAAGGACGACAGUUCAUCUGACGUCCAUGAUUCUAUAAUGACCGCAAAAACCAAGCGGCUUGCCGGCGCCGAACCUAUCAGAAGAGCCAAUAAACCACUAAUGGAGAAACGACGUAGAGCGCGCAUCAACCAGAGCCUCGCGGCCCUUAAAACCCUCAUUCUGGAUUCUGCUAAAGCCGAUAAUACCAAACACUCCAAGUUGGAAAAGGCGGAUAUCCUCGAGUUGACCGUAAGGCAUUUUCAACGGCAUCGCAGUCUGGACGUCAAAGGAGUCAACCAGUAUAAAGCAGGUUACUCUGACUGUGUAAGGGAAGUUCAAAGAUACCUAGAGACUCCGGACGCUCAAACAAUGACUGUCAUUGAUUCCGGCGUAAGGCAAAGGCUGUUAAGGCACUUGGAUAAUUGCGUGUCCGAGGUGGAUGUAGAUUUAAGACAGGCAACGCAAAUGGUACCCCCUGUGGAAGAACGACUACAUCCUGACUCGUCCACUUUGGAAGAAGUAAAUAAUAACACACAGUGCAAUUCUAGAGUUGAGAUGAAAGCUGAAGACCCCAAAGCUAUCAAAAAUUAUGAUAAGAAUUUUGUACUGCUUCUUCCAGAGCAUUAUGUUCAACUAGCCAAUGCUCUGGGGGUAAAUUUGAGACAACCCAGUGAUGAAGCGCCGAGUCCAGGACCUUCUGGAGGAAAAGUUGAAGAAAAUAAAGAGCUAAGGCCCAAAGCUGAAAAGCCGUUGGAUUUCAGUAAAGGGAAUGAGUCUGUUGACAGUAUGUGGAGGCCGUGGUAAUUUUCUUGUAAAGUUUUGUAUCAUUCAUAUUAGAUAUAGUGCAAUAUUUUGUUAGUUUUUGCUCAGUUAUUAAUGGUAGAUUGUCUUCUACUAAUAUUGUGAUAUAUUGGUUUAUUAUAUUAUAACCUUCAUUAUUCUAGUCAGUAAUCCAUAAAAAGUUUUCCUUAUUUCAUUGUAAAAAUUGUAUAUAAUAAAAAAUGCCUUUAUUAUAAGAAAAUAUUUUAUAAAUUGUAUAGAGAUCUCAAAAGUUAUAGAGUAAUUUUAUUAUAAUUAAUUUAAUAUUAUCAGAGGAUGAUCUUGAAAAACUAUUAUUUUCAAUUACUAGUUUUGUUAUUGCUUUAUCUAUCUAUUUUUGUGUUGUAUAUAUAAUAUCCACUUUUAAUAAAGUUAAAUAUUUUAGAAAAUUUAAUUGUUGAAUUGAUUUGACAAGUACUUAGGUUUAUACGGUUACUUUAUUGUAAAUAAGAUUACUUUAGGUGUACUGUACAGGGCAUUAUUAGAAGCCUAUAUAACCUUGUCUCAAAAUCUACAGGGUGUUUAAGAAAAAAUUAAAUUCAAAGCGUUUUAGA
Molecule: messenger RNA, 1641 nt
Organism: Anthonomus grandis grandis
Lineage: Eukaryota; Metazoa; Arthropoda; Insecta; Coleoptera; Curculionidae
Product: transcription factor HES-4-like
Exons: 2
Coding region: 326-1072 (248 amino acids)
Biological process (GO): regulation of transcription by RNA polymerase II; anterior/posterior pattern specification; regulation of neurogenesis
Cellular component (GO): nucleus
Molecular function (GO): RNA polymerase II cis-regulatory region sequence-specific DNA binding; protein dimerization activity; DNA-binding transcription factor activity, RNA polymerase II-specific
Source: RefSeq, a predicted model, not a curated record